This is a messenger RNA of Cylicocyclus nassatus, 642 nucleotides long. Lineage: Eukaryota; Metazoa; Nematoda; Chromadorea; Rhabditida; Strongylidae. The record is from the annotation of a GenBank genome assembly.
AUGUGGUUUUGUGAACGUCAAAUAGAACAUGAUUUCAAGUUUUUGCAUUUCAAUCAGACAUUCUUUGCAACUGAGGUGCUUACAACAUAUCCUAUCAAGCUCGAGGAACGGAUGAAAUGCAAUGCUGAUGCGAAAGCACCACCAAAGCUAAUUCUUUCUUGGAACGCUGGAUUUUCGCAGGAAAAUCUGGGCGGAUGUCCUGAUUGGAACUGCAAAUUAAUAGAUGACGAAGACAGGAUCGGGGAAGCCGAUGCGGUCCUAUUUUCGAACGAAAUAUCCGACAACGUACAACGCAAGCCCGACCAAUAUUUCAUAUACUACAGCCAGAAAUAUUUUCCUAUCGAUAUCUAUGGUGCUUGCGGUGAGUUGAAAUGCCCACGAAGAGGAAACUGCAUAAAUGACUUGAAUGAAGAGUAUCACUUCUACAUCGCUUUUAAGAAUUUAAUUUGCAAGGACUAUGUCACAGAGAAAUUAUGGAAUCAGGGUUAUCAAUAUGAUAUUGUGCCUAUCGUGCUUAAGAGAACCCUUGUAGAGAAACUCGCACCUCCAAACUCAUUUAUCGCUGCUGACGAUUUCAAUACUACAAAAGAUCUUGCUGAUUACCUGCAUUAUCUCAUGAGGAACAAAUCUGCCUAUGCGUGA